This is a messenger RNA of Glycine soja, 751 nucleotides long. RefSeq names its product F-box protein At1g61340-like. NCBI's taxonomy places the organism in Eukaryota, Viridiplantae, Streptophyta, Magnoliopsida, Fabales, Fabaceae. Bases 1 to 522 code for a protein of 173 amino acids. The transcript has 4 exons. The record is from RefSeq and is a predicted model, not a curated record.
AUGCUACCUGUUCACCUUAGAACCGUAUACUAUAUAAAAGUGAAAUCCAACAAAUUAUUUCUUUCUCACAUCACCACGAAAACUGAAAUUUCCUUCUUAAAUCACCGUGAAAAACUGUACCGACUCUGGCACUUCUUGUUGUUGGGUUGCGCAGUUUGCAGCAGCAGAAAAACCGUGUUUUUUGUUGGUGGGUUAAAUUUGCACCUGGAAAUAUGGCGGGUCACGGUUUUAGUUUCAGUUUCUCCUCCAUUGAAGAAGAGGAUGUGCAGUGGUAUAAUCUCUUCCAACUCUAAGAAAUGUCCCUUUGAAGCCCUUUCUCGUGAUAUUCUGGUUCAAGCAUUGUGUGGUGUGGACCAUAAAGAUUUGAAGCAGCUUUUUCAUGUCUCAAAAAUGAUUAGAGAAGUGACUAUGAUGGCUAAGGAACAUUUUGAUAUCUGUACACCAAAGACAUUUGCUUUUCUUAAUCCAUUUUGUUCAGGUGCAAAUGGGUUUAAGGAAAUUGAAACUCCAAAGGUUAACUGAAAAGAAAUUAGAUGACAACAUCUCGCGGGUCUUAUCUUUUUUAAUCGAUUAAGAGCAAGGAAGGGCGGGCAAAAAUGAGUGUAUUUCAAUAACCCCAAAAAACACAUAGUACAGUGCUUGGAUGAAUACAUUUUAUUAAUGAAGAAAAAUCAGUGUAAUGCAAUAACCCAAAAAAACCAUAACAGUAUUCUUUAAAAAGAAGCAGUUAAAGCUAAAGCAAUGUGAAAAG